This is a messenger RNA of Sphaeramia orbicularis (orbiculate cardinalfish), 6569 nucleotides long. It is a transcript of the gene bcl11bb, whose product is annotated as BCL11 transcription factor B b. Gene Ontology annotation, biological process: positive regulation of transcription by RNA polymerase II. The record is from RefSeq and is a predicted model, not a curated record. Lineage: Eukaryota; Metazoa; Chordata; Actinopteri; Kurtiformes; Apogonidae. Gene Ontology annotation, molecular function: RNA polymerase II cis-regulatory region sequence-specific DNA binding; DNA-binding transcription factor activity. The coding region runs from base 886 to 3396 and encodes 836 amino acids. The transcript has 3 exons. Gene Ontology annotation, cellular component: nucleus.
ACACUAAUGCGGUGUCCUCCCUAACAGAGCCUCUUUCAUCGUGUGAGUCAAGCAGAAGUAGCCCCGACACUGGAGGAAACUGGGAAACAUUGGACCUCUGCUUGUUGGACGAGAAGAAGGAGGAGGUGUUUUGCCUGCCCGCUUGCUCUCUCUCUCUCUCUCUCUCUCUUUCUCUCUCUCUCUCUCUCUCAAUCAGAGACUACUGCCACCAGAGCCAAGAGUUGCCGUUCCGCGCACCGAUGCCAAAACGCGCAGGAGGAGUCGGUGCCAAAGGGUCAUUUUAGCGCACCACUGCUGAAACGGAAGGACUUUAGGGAAUCCUAGAAUAAACAGCAGCCGUUUGACCCCAGAUGGUAUAAUCAUAUCAUUAAAAUUAAGAAAGAAAAAAAAAAAAAAAAAAAAGGAAAGGAGCCAAAUCAAAGCCAAUACGCAUCACCGGUGGAGUGCUCCGUACACUUCAUCUGUCAUCACGGUCGCCUCAGAGGUGGGCAGUCCAGGAUUUUUUCUUUUUCUUUUUUUUUUUUUUUUUUUUAAAGGUCAUUGUAAUUUACCUCCCUGCGCCAACAUCAGUUUCCAAGCCUACUUCUUCCUAAAACUGCACUUUGGCUUCCUCAGUUCAGGUGUUGCUUCCUCCGAAGACGCGUGACGCGCGUUGCUGGACAUUGUUGGACACGUUUGGUCUUCCAUCUUUAAAGCGCUCCUGUCCGUCUCCCCAUUCAUCUUUCCCGGCGCGCAUCAAAGUUCCAACAGAAGAUUGUAAAUAAGAAAGGGAUUAGGAGGGGGGAAAAAAAGUUGGUCACCUGUGAUCCAGAGAGGACCGACACCACGGUUCAAGCCGACUCCAAGUGCCGUUCACCGGGCGAUGCCAGAGUAAAUGCCGGGGCAAUGUCCCGCCGCAAGCAGGUGAACCCGCAGCACUUAUCAUUGACGCACAGGGAGACAAUACAAGCAGAGCCCAACCAUGAUCCAGGGGCGGGAUCUCCAUCUCUGGAGCCAUCCACCCCCAGCCCUCGGAGGGCGGGACCCGGGGAACAUGAUCUGCUGACCUGUGGCCAGUGCCAGACCAACUUCCCCCUGGGCGAAAUCUUGGUUUUCAUUGAGCACAAGCGACGUUUGUGCCGGGGGUCCAGAGGUGGACCAGGAUCCUUCUCCAAGCCCGGGGACACCGGUGGAGCCCCUGGUAUUCCCAUCUCUCCCCGUGCCAGGUCUCUGGAGCUGGGGAGAGGGCCUGUGCCAGUUGAGGUGGGCAUUCAGGUAACUCCAGGAGGAGAAAAUGACGAAGAGAGGAGGCUGACGCCGGCCAAGGGGAUCUGCCCAAAACAAGAAAGAGGAGAUAAAGAUGAGCCAUCCAGCUACAUCUGCACUACCUGUAAGCAGACCUUCACCAGCGCCUGGUUCCUGCUUCAACAUGCCCAGCACACUCAUGGCAUCCGCAUAUACCUGGACAACCACUUCGCCAACUGCUCCCUCACUCCUCGCAUGGCUCUUCCUCCACCUCCGGGUGCUGAUGCCCUGCCCCGCUCCCCUCUACCCACUUUCCUCGGUGACACCAACAACCCAUUCCACCUCCUACGCAUGGCUGCGCCCCUCCUCAGGGAACACCCCCCUCCCCCGGGGUACAUGGAAACCCGGCUGCCUGCAACACCACCCUUUAUCAGCCCUCCCCCUCCCCCUAGACCCCCUCUAGAGCGGCUAGGCCCAGAGGAGAUGGGGUUGCUGUCCCAGCACCCCAGUGCCUUUGAGAGGGUGAUGCGAAUGACCCCCAUGGAACCACCUUCCAUGGACUUCUCCAGACGUCUGAGGGAACUGGCGGGAAACACAACAAAUAAUGGUGGACCCACACCCCCUCUUUCGCCCAACCGCGUGCCCCCCAUGCACCGCCUGCUAAGUCCAACACUUUUCCAGCCUGGCUCCAAACCCCCAGCUUUUCUCACCUACGCCCCGCAGCCACCCACCUCACAUGGGGGACAUGGUUCCACCAGCCCUCCUGAAAACCAAGGUCAGAACCAGACCCCCGCCAAAUCCAAAUCCUGUGAGUUCUGUGGCAAGAUUUUCAAGUUCCAGAGUAACCUGAUUGUCCACAGGCGCAGUCACACAGGAGAAAGGCCAUACAAGUGUCACCUGUGUGACCAUGCCUGUUCCCAGGCCAGCAAGCUUAAGAGGCACAUGAAGACACAUAUGCACAACAAGUCUGGGUCCAUGGGUGGUUCUCCAGAGCAGGCAAGUAGAGGUGAGGGAGGUGAGGGUGAAGAAAAAAAUAGGGAUGGAGAUUCAAGAGGGAUGGGGAUGGACAAUGAGGAUGAGGAGGAAGAAGAAGAGGAGGAAGAAGAAGAGGAGGAGGAAGAGGAAGAAGAGUUAAGGAAUGGGAGUCAGCCAGAUUCAAACAUAAGUGAGGACUCUCAGGAGUUCAGUCAAAAUAGAGAGAAUGGGCCCAGACAGUCUCCUGAGAAGUCCCUGGGUGCAGACAGAGUAAGUGAAAGUGGUGGUGUGGGCAUCAUGCACCCUUACAACCAUCUGGACAAUCACCUUAGACUAAACCCUAACAAGAGAAGCUUGGACAGACAACCAAAUGGAGAUGGUGGAGAAAGAGACGAAGUACAACGAGAAAGAGACACUGAACGGGAACAAGACAGAGAGCGAGACGAGCAGGAGGAGCAGAGGCCUGUGAUGAAUGGUAGGAUCAGUGUUUCAGAAGUAGACUCCUUUCCUGGGCUGUUCCAACGAAGGCCUACGCCCAUUACCAGCCCGAGCCCCUCCAAUAACAAGAGGAUCAAGAUAGAGAAAGAACAGCUGGAGCUUCCCCCAACCUUACCCCUGAUCUCCCCGGAGAAUGUCUACUCUCAGCUCCUGGCUGGUUAUGCUGCUUCACGCCACUUCAUCAGAGAACCCUUUUUGGGAUUCACCGAUUCCCGUCAGUCCCCGUUUGCCACAUCUUCUGAGCAUUCCUCCUCCGAAACAGGAAGCCUCCGGUUCUCCACUCCACCUGGGGAGCUGAUGGAAGGGGGAAGCGCCUCAGGUCGCAGCAACAGCAGCACCCCUCAUCUCCUGAGGGGACCUGGACCUGGCAGACCCCCAAGCUCCAAGGAUAGGAGAAAUGACACCUGUGAAUACUGCGGCAAGGUGUUCAAGAACUGCAGCAACCUGACAGUGCACCGACGCAGCCACACAGGUGAGCGUCCCUACAAGUGUGACCUGUGCAGCUACGCCUGCGCCCAGAGCUCCAAGCUGACCCGCCACAUGAAGACCCAUGGGCAAUUUGGAAAGGAGGUGUAUCGGUGCGACAUCUGCCACAUGCCCUUCAGCGUCUACAGCACGCUGGAGAAACACAUGAAGAAAUGGCAUGGGGAACAUUUGAUGGCCAGUGAGGUCAAACUGGAGCAGGCGGACAGAGGUUAAGCCAGCAACUACAGUUAUACAGCCUACAGUGUACACAAGAAAACACUCACACAAAAGCACACACACAUUCACACACACACACACACACACACACACACACACACACACAAACAAACACACACAUACACACAUAUACAUACAAAUUCCCUCAUAUCAACCACUUCUUCAGCUAUGGGGCUUGGCUGGAUAAUCUCUCUCUCUUAAAAAUUUUGAGACUGAUUGAUGUUCGUCUUUUUUUCUUGUCACAGAAACUGCCACCUGAGAAUAUAAACAAGGGGAAACUUUAAAGAGAACUUGUCUGAAAUGCCCAGCUUGGUAUUUCUAGGCAAACUGUCUGAGGAUUUUAUCAGUUAGGAAUCCAUGGAGCCUUUCUACUGUGCAAUAAUUUCUGUAUUUAUUGGAUUUUUGUAAUGAUAUUUGGCAUGUGCAGGUACAUCUUUGUGGGAUUUCAUAUGGAGUUAGUUUUGAAAAUGUGCUAAAACAUUUUUGUUUUCUAAAACACGAUAACUGGAAGAAGUCACCCUUAAUACAAAUUUUCUUUCUUUCCUUUAAGGAACCUUGUUAUCAUGUGAGAGUAAAAUUGUGUGAAGCAGUAUGCUUUUAAAAGAAAUGAUAAUUGUUUUCUAUAUUAACUGCAGCAGCGGACUACAAUCCAUUUCAUCAUACAGGCCUAAAAAGCACUGAAUGUCAGCCUGACAAUAAAAUAUCAUGCUGGAUUUUUAAAAAAUCCAACAUUAUCUUUAAGACCUGAUAAGUUACUUUAAUUAAUUCAGGGUUUUUUUUUCUCUUUUAAAUAUUGGCAUGCAGAUAUUUUUAAAAUGCAGUUACUGUAUUGCUGUCCUGUUUCCUUGGUUCAGUCAGGACAUAAAUAAAGGUUGCACUUAAUGGAGGUACCCUUAACUGAUGCUCAGUACAUUCCCAAUGUAGGUUUAAACCACCAUAUGUAAUAUGUUGAAUAAGUUAAGACUACUUGUGAUUAAUGUGAGAAGGAGAACAGUCCUGUUUAUGGUUUGUAAAUAUUUUCUUUUUUAUAUGUUAAAGUAGCCCCAAGUACGUUAAAGAUGGCCUAAAACUAAACAAUCAAAGACCAGCUGCUUGCAUCAUUCACCAUAUAUGCUAAAUGUAACUACCAUACAUUCUUGAUUUAUCAGACCCACUUGAUUAUCUCCCCCAAUUCCCCACCACCAUUAUGUGUGCUUAUUCCAAGGCAAUUUGUUAAACUAAAGCUACUUCAACAAUUGUAAAACUCUCUGAAUUGUUCUCUAUCUCCUUCCAAAGGUCUGGGCAGCUCGCUCUGACCCAUGCCGACUUCCCGUGUCCCCCUUACGAUUCACAAAACGGUUUCAAAUGAAAGUCAUAUCAAUAUGUGUUAGCAUGUGUUCUCUCUGCUGUGUGCUCUAAGCCUCUCUCCGACGGCGUCUUUUCACAGUUCACUAGCUCAGAUUCAUGCAUUAGAGCAGCUUUUAAAAGGAAGCCUGUUCAUUCGCCUCACAAAGUGAUAUGGGUUUAACUCCCAGUAACAGAUUUUGAGACAGUGUGCAUGUUCGUGACUUUUGGGGAUUACAGUUUUUAUUUUCUGCAUCGUUCAUCCCGAAAUGAAUCUGGUACAAAAAAAUACGGCUAUAUGAGUUAUGAUAAUUUUGAGCACAGCUGCGCUAGGGGAUGGCCAGGCGACCUUGAGCAGUGGCUGUACUUAUAGUAAAAAUAAAAGAUUGGAACAGAGAAAUGAAGAUGUGUGAGAAAGAAAUGGAGGGGGAGAGAGAGAGCAAGACCUUGACCAGGGAGAAGAGUCAUUCAAAUGAAACUGGAAGCAUAUGAAAAGUGUGUGUGUUUUUUUUUUUUUUUGUAGCCAAAUGCACAUCUACUGGCCACAUCUUAUAAUGGACCAACACAGUGUGAACAUUAGUGGAAGGGAAACAGCAAAGCCACAUGAAGGGAGAUGGAGACUAGAUUUUUCAUUUUACCGCUGCAGUUCUCAAUCAUCAAAAUCAUGCAUUUUGGACCAUUGUCAGGUUUUAUCUGCACCAUUUUAUUUUGAUAGAAAAAGGAAUAUUCUGUAACUUAAGAGCAGAAUCCUCUCUGUGAUUUUUUUUUUUCUUAGAAAGUAAAUAAUGCUGAGGUGACAGCAUAAGCUAUUCCGUUACCGCCUCGUACUAUACUAUAUUUCAGUGAAUGAACACAAGGUAAGGUUGGCUGAAGAGCUACGUUCAGCUUACUUACACAUGUUGAUGCAUGAGUGCAAAAAAUCAAGAUCCAGUUGUAUACGCACAGUAUAUUCAUUCCAGGAAAACUCAGAGUUAGGCCAAAAUGAGCCAUACAAUUAUGAAAUAUAUUACAUUUAAACAAUGAACAGUUGAACCCUGACAGAUCCAAAUCACACACGGACAUUCAGUCUUACAAUAUGUUUACAGUGUUGAAGUAUGCCAUUAAUGAAAUACUCUGUGUAAGUGUUUAAAAUGAUAAUAAAGUAUUGUUUUCUCCAAUGUUCUUUCAAAUGUUUUGAACACCAUAGCAGUUUUGUAUGAAUAUCCUGGUGGAGGGAUUUUAUCUUCAUAAAUAUGUUUCUGUAUGAUUACUUGUUCACUGUAUGGAAAUACAUUUUUUAAAUGUAAUAUUGCAGAAUCAUGCCAGAUAAUUAUUUUUUUCUAACAAGAGUGGUGCCAUUAUUGACUUUUGGUCUCUUUUUAUUUUUCUAAUUUCUUGAAUGAGUUUCCUGUUGUUGGUUUGGUGAAGCUAUCCUUAUGUGGAUAUAAAACAACUAAAUGAGAGGGAAAAAAAUAAAGGAAUGAGAUAAUCCUUAAGAAGACUUUCGGCAGGGGAAUAAAAAUGUGGGAGUGCUUUUCCAAAUCAAUUUAAUGAGACGUUCAUGGACAUCAUGUUUUUUGCUGUUUUUCCUCAUGGUUGGUUGAAGGUCUUGUGAUGGCACUUAACAACUGUAAUUUUAAAUACAUUUUUACAUAUUUCACUUUUCACAACUUUCACUUACACUCUUUGUACAAAAUAGUUUCCUUGUUCUUUUUUUGGAGGGGAGUGCAUCAUUGUGAAAAAAGUGAUUUCAGAACAGUACACAUCUGCUGUUUUGAACAUAUAUGUAUUUUUGUAAUGUGUUGAAAAAUCAAUACAAGAAAGCCAACACUUCAAUAAAUGUUGCAAUUGCUCUAUGAUUGAAGCUU